Messenger RNA from Paramacrobiotus metropolitanus, 2163 nucleotides. RefSeq lists its product as uncharacterized. The transcript is spliced from 9 exons. The record is from RefSeq and is a predicted model, not a curated record. Lineage: Eukaryota; Metazoa; Tardigrada; Eutardigrada; Parachela; Macrobiotidae. The coding region runs from base 150 to 1523 and encodes 457 amino acids.
UAAGUAGAGGUUCAUAAUUUUCAAAACAAGUCUCACCCGAUAUUACGGAAGGAGAUAACGAUCGACAGAGGUUUGCAUAAUAGCGUAGAAAUUCACUGAAAAGCGCGCCAAGCUUCCGUGGUUCAUCUACGCAUUUUUCACUAAAAGCAAUGCUAAAGGAAUCUGCAUCAUCCUCGAGUAACUUCCUCGCAUCGAUUCAAUUAAGCCACGACCGUGUCCCAACUGGACAAUCCGGUCAUUCCCUACAUUGCCUGCAUGGGAACUCUAUGGACUGCGUCUCUCCCGGAUUAAAUCGUUUACAAAUUCCCGGGACCGAUGUGCUGGAUUGGAAAACUGUAUUGUAUAAAGGACCGGGAAAAAUGACAAUCUAUCCUAAUAAUCUCUAUUUCCGUCCUUUUCACAUUCUGAUCACGGCUAACAAGGAUCAUUCCCUCUUACGGAUCCAACGCUACGAAUGUCGAUCGCCGGCCGCAAUGUUAUCGCUAGGCCUGAUCGGUUCCCGCGAUUUAGAGCCACGCGAUGCCAGCAAUCCGUUGACCACCUGGUACUUUUCGGACAGUGUCCAGAAGGCGCAACUUAUACUCACACUGGACAUCUGCCAAACUCUCCGCGACGAAGGCGCUAAGCGCGCGGAAAAACAGUACAACAUCUCGAAAAUUGCCCAGCCACUGACACCCUGCGCCCUCAGUCCAAUGAAAAACAGUUUCCAAAUCGAAUUCUCCACCAUUUCCGCCAGUAGUGUGGAGCGUAUUACACUGCAGAUGUGUGAUGAAGAAACCGAUGACGGCACGUCGCUAUUCAUGCAGCACAUCGCUAAGCACAUGAAAAAUCGCCAACACAUGCUGUAUCCACAUUGUCCCGAAUGGAUGACACUCAGCGACACGAUCGCCAGGGUCAACAGCAAAUUACUGUACAAUCCUCUGGUGUGCCGAGCCAACGGAACGGACUACAUUCAACCGGAUAGCCUUUUUGAGGAAAUGGUGAUUGCAGCAGCUCCAGAUCAAGCCCGCAAAGCAUUAGGAUAUAUUAAUCCGUAUCUAUGCAUUUUGGGAUAUCGAAGAGAGAAAAUGGUCUGCAUUCAGAUCUUUCACACGGUUCAGAGCAGAAUUUUUUGUCAUGAACAUCCGGACAGAAAGUUCCCAAAAUAUGAAUUGUGGAUCGGUGUGGAUGCAGGAUCCACGGCUUUCCUACGCCUUCUACGAAUUUUUCAAGUGAUACAUGCUGGUGGCGAUGGCGUGGAGUACGCUAAGCGUGUCUCAGCCUGCACCACUGAGGAAUUCCUCGCCCAGGGCCAAUUACCAGUGGACAGCAAUCGUACCUUCGUUCUACCACUCGGACCAAACAGACAGAAGACGGUUCUAGAGUUUGGCUUCAUUCAGUUCUCCUGCGAAGCCGUGGGAUACGGAAAAUAUGCCACAAAAUCGGCAACAUCUUCCAGUAUCUACUCGAUAGCGCCGUACAGCGCUCCCCCACUUCGACGUCUACACAAACUCAUCAAGAUUGUGAUAAUACGGGCACAAUGACCGAAUCCAACGAGCAACUCGGUUCACCAUGCGAGCCGGGCACCACCACCACGGAGAUCAAGGCAUCAACCUCCGCCGUGGCAGCCGAACCAGAACGCUGGGCCUGGUUGGUCGAUCGAGACGAAGUACGCAUCGACAUGCACACCGAAGUCUGCAUCAAUAUGCAGUCGGACUAUUCCGACAAUGAAUAAGAAAUUAACAGCAUUUUCAGAAAAAAUUUGCUUCAUAAGAACAACUAACGUCAAAUAUUUUAGUGCCUUUUGCGCAGCUACAAAAAAGAUUUAUCAAUUUACAUAACUCUUAAGACCGGGAGUUAAUACGAAUUCAACAAAUCCACACUUGUAAAGUUACAACAUUGGAGCGCCGUACCUUUGUACUUGUCAUGGACAUUUUUAAAAGCCAAUCCGUAAAAUCCCGAGGAGUUCUUCAAGCGCUCACUGACCAUCGGUUUCUCCAGCUCCAACGGAUUUGGUAGAUACUUUACCACAGCAUCCAACAACGCUGGAACCCCCACGUUCUUCAGAGACGAGCCGAUUAGUAAUGGCGCUAGUUGUCGUUUCAGGCAGGCCUCGCGGAUUUCGGAGUCGAUAGUCGCGCGGUCCAGGCUCUCCUUGCUAUUCAGGUACAAAUCGGCAAAAUC